This is a messenger RNA of Lytechinus pictus (painted urchin), 468 nucleotides long. RefSeq names its product SCAN domain-containing protein 3-like. The transcript has a single exon. NCBI's taxonomy places the organism in Eukaryota, Metazoa, Echinodermata, Echinoidea, Temnopleuroida, Toxopneustidae. Gene Ontology annotation, molecular function: protein dimerization activity. The record is from RefSeq and is a predicted model, not a curated record. The coding region runs from base 1 to 468 and encodes 155 amino acids.
AUGGACGAGUUUCACACCCGCUUUGCGGACUUCAAGAAUUUGGACAGUAUCCUGUUAGUUGUGACACAACCAUUUUUGGUAGACCCAACAGAUGAAAGAUGGUUGGAGCAAGCAGGAGCAAUUUCUCCAGACAUGUCCCAGCAAGACCUUCAAGAACAACUCAUCGAGCUACAGGCUGAUGAUGAACUGAAACUGCAGUUCAAUGGUCAAGAGUUGGAAAAGUUUUGGAUUGAACUUACUGGUUUCCCUGUUCUUAGGAGCAUGUCAACCAAGAUUCUCACCAUUUUUGGAUCAACAUAUAUUUGUGAACAGUGUUUUUCAAACAUGAACUUCAUUAAGAACAAAUACAGGAACAGAAUAACAAACACUCAUUUGUGCAACGUUCUCCGAGUUGCCAUCACAUCAGUCAAGCCUAAUUUUUCAGCACUGGCAAAAUCUGGGAGAAGUCAUUUCAGUCACCAGAUCUGA